Molecule: messenger RNA, 2835 nt
Organism: Exophiala bonariae
Lineage: Eukaryota; Fungi; Ascomycota; Eurotiomycetes; Chaetothyriales; Herpotrichiellaceae
Exons: 2
Coding region: 1-2835 (944 amino acids)
Biological process (GO): cell motility; actin filament organization
Cellular component (GO): plasma membrane
Source: RefSeq, a predicted model, not a curated record
AUGUCGCUAAAGAACCUUCAACACGACCACGACGACGAGUCGGACUGGGUUUCAUGCAGUGAUAGCUCACAUCACAGUGUUAUCAUCUCCAGUGACUGCAAGAACAUGAAGAAAGGUUCGACAUCAAUCUCGACGCCGAAAAGAAGAUCGUGGUUGCCCUCAUUCUCACUUCGCCGUGGUGAUUCUGACGGUGAUCAUGAUAUCUCUCAGACGACAGACUCGGAUGGUGAUGAGGCUGAUGCCGAUCUCUCCACGCCUAAAAGUCGGGCUCCUUCUUGGCUCUCCAGGCACUGGCUUGGAGGCGGGGAGGCCCGUAAAUCACCUUCGAUGGCCCCGGAACCUUCUGACCAAGCGUCCGAGACGCCCCUGGUUCCUGGCUUAAAUCGACUGUUCCAGAGUUUGUCUCGGCGCAGCCAAUUGCCUCGCAGCCCUCGCACCAAUUCCAACUCCACUGCAUCUGAACUCGUUCACCCUUUUUCUCAUGGCUCUGCCCGCAGUCACCGCACGUCAAUUGUAACCGGUUCAACACCUGGCCAACAACUUCCAGACAAUAAUGUCGGCCGCGUCGACAAGGAGGUGGAGGUUGCAGAACAAACUCGAUUUCAGCCUCUGUCCGCGACAAUUCUGAACUCCUCUCCGCCCACUCCUUGUCCCACAUCGGGUAUCCCAAUCAUGGAUUUCGACAAUCCCUCCCGAAGUCCAAAUCUCGCCGAUCUCUUGACUGGCCUGUCAAGUUCUGAAGAUGCCACCCGAAAAAUGGCAGCCUUCAAGCUGCAGUCGCUCACCAAUGAUCCUUCUUUCGCUGAACAUUUUGUCCUCUCUGGGGGUCUUCCCCGCCUGCGCGCACUGAUCCUCGAAACCAGCGGGAACACUUUGGCAUACAGUCUUGCCAGCUUCGCGCGACUACUCGAGGUGGAUCAAGGAUGGGAGGCCGUCAAUAAUAAGGUGGUGGAAAAGGUGGUAGAGUUGGUGGUUUGUCAACCAUUGGUCAAUAUUCUCAGAGGCGCGAUGGCCAUCCUCGUGUCUAUCGUUUCCCGACCCUAUCAUGCCGACAGAUCCUCACAGAUCAAUACAUCGAACAGUGCUGGUGGAUUUCAAGCCUUGAAACCAGCAAUCUUAUUAUAUCCGCAGUUUCUUGAGAUGCUCGUGACGAGAUUGUCAUCAGCUGAUCAUGCAUUAUGCGCAAACGCACUACAGUUGAUCAAUUCCCUGAUGCGAGAUGCCAUCACAAACGACAAUGAGACCGAGUGGCCAAAAUUCAUCAAGCGCAUCCAGGAUCUCGGAGUUAUAAAGGCAGUAUAUGUUCUGAUGCAAAGCUCGGCGUUACAAGACUUAGCGCACCCUUUGCUUGAAUUUCAGGCUCUUACCAAGGUUCUCCUGAAGCGAUGGAAAGAUGUUCCGGUAGAUCUAGUCAAACCAGAACAUCGACGGACGAUCAAAGCCGUCCAUCUUUCCAGCAAUCCAGAGAAACACGGAGAGGGUGAGAACGGAAAUGACUCAAAAUCCAAACACAACCCUCAAAAGUGGCGACGGAUAGGCUUUUCGUCUGAAAACCCCGAGCCUGACUUUGUUGAUAUGGGCUUCUUAGGUAUGAUGGACCUAUCCGAUUACGUUCGCAAGCAUCAGGAUGAGUUUCAGAACAUCUUGCUUGAACAGUCCGUAUCCCCAGAACAAAAAGCAUGCCCUCUCGCCCGAGCGAGUUUGACCAUGACUGCAAUUCUAUUUGAGCAUUUUGAAGUGGAAAAGAUGGAACUAGAGGAUUCAAAGAGUUAUCUCGCUCUCGAGAGUCGGACCAACUUUGAUAAAGUCUUCAAACCACUCUUGUUACACUGGAGCCGGCUCCAUGUAGCAGGGCUUCAUGCCUUUUUCAGACUCUGGAAAGCCACAGGGGCGGAAACAGACGACUUUCCCAAGAUUGUCGAGCUGGUACGUAUCUUAAUCGAAAGUGUGGUGGGAAGUGCGGACCGAACAAAGGGCAUCGACGAAAUAGAGAAAGAGCUGGUGGCUUUUGAGUAUAGUAAGCUGAGAGAGUUGCAAAUGGAACUCCUUGAACUCACUUACGAGGAUGUCUGGGGUCAACACCUCCACGGAGUAAAGGAUGAGUUGAACACAGAGGCCCUACAAUUCGUCAAGGAGCAACGGAUUCGUUGUCUGCUUGCCGGAGCCUGGUUUCCCACAGGCUUUACAUAUGCAGAUCAGGAAUCUGGUGGCGCCGUUACCGAAAACUCUCUUUUGCAUAACGCGCACAACCGUUACCGCUUUCUUCGGCUCUCGGACAACAGAAGAUAUUUGCAUUGGGGUGACUUUGACGAAAAAGAAGAGUCCUCGCCCUCGAUAUCCAGUUUACGAGAUAAGAUUGAUCUCUCGAUCGUCUCGUCUGUCGUGUCUAAUGUUACUGCCACUGAUCGCUCAUCCACUAGCUCGGAUUCGACGCUCAAAGAUUUGACAAAUGACAAGUUCACCACCAACAAAAUCACCAUUCAUGGGCAUUUGCCGAAAUCUCGAGACAGGCGUGAUGGGCAUUCACGAACUUCGUCAAAGACAUCGUCGGCGAGGAGUGCGACGAAGGAAUCGGUAUUGCUGACAUUCCAACCUCAGAGUCAUGGAUCAGCCUCGGAAUGGUUGGAUGGUCUCCUUAUGCUCCUUGAUCAGCAGCCUAUCACUGCUGAAACCAACAGAUUGAUCAAUAUGAUCAGUGACUAUGGACUGAAGGUGAGAUUAUUGAAUGUUCGUUUCAAUGACGAGGAAGGCAUUGUCGAGGGCAUGGACGGAAUAGAUGGACCGCAAAUACCAAGCAGAGAAGGCCUGGACGAUGACUACUACUAUGAAAUUUGA